This is a messenger RNA of Physella acuta, 919 nucleotides long. RefSeq lists its product as uncharacterized. NCBI's taxonomy places the organism in Eukaryota, Metazoa, Mollusca, Gastropoda, Physidae. The record is from RefSeq and is a predicted model, not a curated record.
CCAAAAUCUGCCAACAAAGAUGGAGGAAAUUGAAACUAAAGAAGGUUUCAUUCCAGGACAUCAUGAAUGUGAGAUCUGCUAUGGAGGUGAAGCUGACUUACACAAGCACUAUACCAGCUGUAAGAAGAAUCCAGGUCAUGUCAACUUUAUACCUGUUAAUGAUUUUAACUUGGAUCAUCUCCCCUCACUUUACCGUGACGUCAUCAUGUUGGAGCAAAUCAAAGCUUUGUCUGCCCUAACGGUCCUGAUAAAGGUCAAGUACACCAGUCUAGCGAGACCAAAGUCAGUUCCAUGCUUCAGUGGUCGGUAUCCAUUUUAUAACACCAGAGGAAGUGACGUGUUGAGGACAGGGACGGGGAGGGUGAGUCGUGUGGACAGGUACACAGAGAGUGACAACAAGGGCACUUGUCCAUGUGGCAAGUGUCAACACUCGGACACACCCAGCAAAGUGUGGGGGGAGGUUUGGGUGAGGACAGCCACACACGUGGUGUUUGAUGACAGUGAGGCGAGACAGACCAAGUGUGUUGUGGGUUUGGAUGACAAUAAAAGUCCUGGGUACAUAGGAGAAACAUAUUACCAAGAUCUGCCAACAAAGAUGGAGGAAAUUGAAACUAAAGAAGGUUUCAUUCCAGGACAUCAUGAAGCCGAGAUCUGCUAUGGAGGUGAAGCUGACUUACACAAGCACUAUACCCGCUGUAAGAAGAAUCCAGGUCAUGUCAACUUUAUACCUGUUAAAGAUUUUAACUUGGAUCAUCUCCCCUCACGUUACCGUGACGUCAUCAUGUUGGAGGUAAUCAAAGCGUUGUCUGCCCUAACGGUCAUGAUAAAGGUCAAGUACACCAGUCUAGAGAGACCAAAGUCUGCUCCAUGCUUCAGUGGUCGUAUCCAUUUUAUAACACCAGAGGAAGUGACGUGUUGA